Molecule: messenger RNA, 381 nt
Organism: Echinococcus granulosus
Lineage: Eukaryota; Metazoa; Platyhelminthes; Cestoda; Cyclophyllidea; Taeniidae
Exons: 2
Coding region: 1-381 (126 amino acids)
Source: RefSeq, a predicted model, not a curated record
AUGGCGCCAAGGACAUGGGUCUCGUUGUUCCUCCUAACAUUGGCUCUUGCCGUCUUAGCUGCGGAUAUGAAGGCGUUUAGGGCAUGUUUGGAGGUCUGCAAUCAACGCUAUAAGCAAUGCCUUAAAAAGACAGAGGGUAUGUGGAGAGAUUUCCACAAAAACGUGAACAACAUUACGAGGAUUGCAAACAGAUGCUGCCUCUAUCGUGCCAACUCUAGGCGAGCUACGGAGAUGGAUAGCCUAGGCGCCUGUGCUAGGGUUCGUUGCAAUGCCGCACUUUGGGGUUGCGAAAUAAGAAAACGACACGAGGGUGAAAUAUCCCAAUCGGAGAGGGAGCAUCUUGCUCAGGAGGAGGAGGAGCAUGGUGGUCGCUCAUACUAA